CACUUCCUUUGCCCUAUUGAUGUGUUGUGUUCACGUAAACAGUGAUAGUUUAUUGAGGAUAGUAGAAAGUCUACUUCCCUGUGGCAUGAUGUUUCAUUUAAUUGGUUUUCUUUCUUUAUGCUAUUUAAUUAACAUUAGAACUUAUAUACCAACAUAAUUAGAAUCUAGAUCUAGUAGGCUUAUACUUAUAACGAAUUAUUGGAAUAUUGGAAAUCAAAUAAAAUAUUAAACAAAGCAAGCUUUUGUAGUCUGGCCUGUGUUAUGGUGUGUGUUUAAUUUGAAAUAGAUAACAUGGAUUAUCAGAUGUUGAUUAACAAGACUUUGAAGUAAUCAUAAUGUAAAUAUAUAAAGUUCAGUGAAAGUUUUCCACACAUAAAAAUUCACUGGAGUUAACUGUGCAAUGAACAAUAAUAUGCCUGAGAUCGGCCGCCGAGCAUCUUCAAGAGACUGGGCCACCAGGAUACAGAUUCAUGGAAUCUUGUUGAAGAAGCCUUUCAAUCACCAGUCUAGUAAAUGGUCAAAAAGAUUUUUUCUAGUAAAGGAUGGAUUCCUUAUGUACUAUGAUGCAAAUGAGAAAAAAGAUUAUGAGAGAAGAGAAUAUUUUAACAUUCACCCUAAGGGAGUGUUACCUUUGGGAGAAUGUCAUUUUAAAGCUUGCAGAGAACAACAACAGCCAUUUUGUUUGCAGAUAGAAAGUCCAGAGAUUGGUGGGGGGAAGCUUAUCUUGUCAGCAGAGAGUGAGUAUGAAAGAAAUUCCUGGCUAGAGAUCCUGGAGAGAUCAAGAAGAGUAACUUGGAAAAAUACUCAGCUUGGCGAUGAAAUGAUUCGUACAUUAGAAAAUCAAGGUUUAGAAAUGGCCAUUGAAAAACAAAAUUACAUAGAUCGAUUACAAUCUGAAGUUUUAGCGUUAUCUGAAGAAAAAAUGAAAACAGAAGAAUUGGAAAGGGUGAACCAAGAGUUGGAAAAAGAAAAAAUAAAGCUAGAAAACUUCACAAAGGAAAUAAAAGAGGAAUAUGAAAGGAUAAAAUUAGAGCUGGAGGAGACCAACACACUGGCCCAGGAGGUAGAGAAUGAAAGAGUCGCCCUCGCUACGUCUUUAAUCAAACAAAGUCAGCAGCUGGAGCAUUUACAUAAAGACAAACAGAGAAUCCUGGAUGAACUAAAGCAAAGUAUGGAAGAGCAAUCCAACCUGAGCAAAGAGAAGCAGAGCUUGUCACAGAGAUCUGAAGCCUUACAGAAACAGCUCCAGGACAUUGAGAACCUCACUAGGGAUGUUGAGAAUGAAAAGACCUCUGCUGAAAUGAGACUUCGAGACAAACAGGAAAGACUGGAACAGUUGGAAGAAGAGAAGACAGCAAUAUCAGAACAUGCACAUGAGCUGGAGUCUACCAUAGAAGACCUGGUUUCACAAAAAGCUAUGACAGAAAAAGAAUUGAAGGAUGAAAUCAAAGCAAGAAUCGCAGCUGAGCAGAGGUUGAAGGAGGCGGAGCUAUCAUUAAAGUGUCUUGACCAGGCAGUUAUCUCACAGUCACAUCGAAUAGAAACAGAAGUAAAAAAAGAAAUGACUAUCAAUGUGAAAAAGUUGAAAGAUUUCUUUGAAGAUUUAGCACAAGAAGCAAAAAUUUCUUCAGAAAAUCCAUUGAUUAUCAGAAAUGGUUUAAUGGCUCGUAAAACAAUAGCCAGACGGGCUAAAACUGUCAGAUAUGAGAACAGGAAGAGGUCAUCAAGUGUGAAUUCUGACCCAGAUAGGAAUGCCAUGUCCUGUGACCUGAGCUCCCUGCGACCAAAGACCAACAUUCGCCGAGCUGUGACAUCCAUUGAUCGCACCACCAGAGAGCAGCUGAGCACCCAUGAGGAGAUGAACGAAGACCUUUUUUAAUCACAUUUGUAGAUUCCUCCUACCCAGUUAGCACUGCACCCUCAUGACAUAAAUGGCACAUCAAUACAUUCUAAUCUUGCAUUUCUUCCAAUAAGAAGAACAUUUUUGCAAAUGCUCUGUGCAAAAUAUUUUAAACCAAUUUUGAGCUUCCAAAUGUAUAGCCUUACUUAUAAAAUAAAAAAAAUAUUUUUGAAAGAUUAACUAGGUUACAGUUAAGUUGCAGGCAGUAAAAUAGAUUGAACUAUUUGAAAUUUUAAAGAAAUAUUUGGGGAUAGAUACAUUUGGUUAAGCUUAUGUGUUUUAAAAUUAUUAUGCAUUUAAAAUGUGAGUUCAAUACAAGAGAUUUAAUUUAUAUUGUAUGAUAUUUUUUCAUUCUGUGGGUAUAGGCAGAUUUUUUCUCCCAUCUUAUUUUUUUUUAAAGUUGAAUGAAAAAUAUUUUAUACUCACUACCAACUGUUUUGAAAAUGUUCCCUACAUAAACUUAAAAAGGCAGAAGUAAGUAACAUUCCACAAAUUAUGCUUUAUUACAUUUUAGAAAAGCCAAUUAGGUAAAACAUUGGUAUAUAACAGUAUUACAAUUUCUAUAGCGUCAGCCAUAUGAUUAGCUAAAAUAAUAAGUCCUUGUUACUCCGUACAUCCAGCGCUUGCAGCUUGUACACAACUUCCAAGUCUGCCCCUGUCUAUAUGGCUCUUCUAAUCUAUGUUGGAAAUUAGCCUUCUUUGUAUUGUUAUAUUUUCAGUUUGUUGUGGUUUAACUGUAUAUGUAUCAAUUUUUAAAGUUAUUGCUUUAAGAAGAAGAAUAAGAGAAACCUGAGAAAUUUUAACAUAUAACUUUACAACACUAAACAUUUAACAGGGUUUACAAAUUAUUUUUAAAAAUGUAAGUUUCCGUUUUAAUUGUUAUAGGGAAACCAUUUUAUAUUUUUCUGUAGGCCUACUUAAUGUAUAUUAAGUUUAUUUUUUAUGUCAAGUAUGUAAAAAAGUCUAUGCCAGCUGUUAUAAAGAGAUUCUUGAAUGUCUUACUAUUUAUAACCUUGUACUGUAAUAUAUUUUUUGUUGCCACUUGAAAAACUUCGUCCAUCAGGAGUGGAUCUCAAGGUUUUGAUUUCCACAUGGCAUGCAACUUGUGCAUAAUGUAAAAAUAAUUGUUAUA
Physella acuta is the source of this 3032-nucleotide messenger RNA. RefSeq names its product pleckstrin homology domain-containing family D member 1. Lineage: Eukaryota; Metazoa; Mollusca; Gastropoda; Physidae. The record is from RefSeq and is a predicted model, not a curated record.